AAAAAACGAAAAAGGAAAUCAAUAAUUCAUAUUCGGCAACAAGCAAGGAUAUUUUAAGAUGUCUCUUCACUCGAGUCCGGAAUGUAUGUUAAAAAUGGCAGAAAUCACAGACGUUUUGGAAGUGAUCCGCGAAGAUCAUGCUUCCAUAACGCCUUCGAUGACAAUCAAUGCUUCUGGACCAACAGCUGCCCAAGAAAAUGAAAACAAAGAAAACGAUAAAGUUGUAUUUUGUCCAUGCAAAGCCGCCAUAGACGCGGAAUAUGAAGAGAAACUCGCUGAAGAAAUAAAAAAAAAGUUAAGUCAAAAAGAAAUGGAAAUGGAGGGAUUAAUUCAAGAGAGGCUCAAGAAUGAGGUGGAACGUUUGAAAGACCGAUUCGAAUUCAUACUGCAAAACGAACAAGUAAGAACUUCGUACAUGUUACGAGAAGCACACAGAGAACGCAAAGAGAAAAUAUCAGCUCUUCAAACUCAGCUGGAAUGCAAGAAUUUGGCAGGUUUGAUGUACAUCAUGUGCUCCGAGAGACGGAAGAGUAAACUUGAAAAAAUGAAGUUAACUGAAGAAUACACCAAUUAUAUACAAGGCUUGCAGAAUAUUUUAGCUGAGAGCCAAUCUCUUAUAUUGCGUCUCUCGCGAGGUUACAAGACUGCAGCUAGAGUUGAUAACGAAUGGCGAGAGAAGAUGAUGAAAGUUGUUAAGCAUUUCCAAAAUUUCGUAAACAAUUUCGUCGGAGGAACUUCAGAAGCGAACCAGUUUCUGCUCGAUUUACCAGCCUUAUUUAAGAUAGAUGCACCCAUAGAAGAUAAUCCCCAAGAAGAUCCAUGCGAAGAUGAAGAAAUUCCCGUUAAAGAAGAAAUUGAGCCUAGUAAGCAAUGGUGGGAGAUGAUGGAUGAUGAUAAUCGACCAUUCGUCAUGUUUGGAGACAUGGCUGACUUCAAUCCGCCGCAACGAAGAGAAGUAUUAAAAUCUGUGAAAGCUGCUAAAUCAGCGCCAAAGAAGUGGAAAGAAUACGUUUUCAAUGAAAUGUUCCUGAAAUCGAAAUGUCCGCACUCGGACGUCAUAAAGAAUGAAUACUUGAGAGGAAUGCCUUCGCCCGGAAAAUGGGAGUGCACCCAAACAGAACAUCAGACAUUUUCGCAUGGAUCCGAAACGAGCCGACGUAUAACAACCGCUUCUGUUGACAUCCGUGCCAACAUGGGGUCUAUCUUAAAAAUGAUUACGUCAAAUGGAACACCACAUACACAUAAAAAUACACUACUCGGAGCAAGAGAUUCCAUGGAAAUUGCAUCGACGACAAAAUUGCGAGAAAAGCAAAGACAGACGAUCGAUCAUGGAAGAGUUGUGCUUAAUAUUGGAAAUAAAAUCGACUCAAUCUUUAAUGAAAUGUAUUCGGAAGCAGGACCAGAACAUGAAGAGGUAGAAGAACAUGAACCGGUACCCAGGGAGACCGCGUCUCAAAUGGAAGAUGAAGACGUCGGCGAUGAAUCAAUGUCAACUCUUGGAAGCGUACAUAACGACAGCUUGCAAAUAAUUUCACACGUGCCAGACCUUGAUCACAAGAUUAAUUACGAAAAGAUUUGUCCAAUGGAGAAAUGUCAGAAGUUACAAGUGGACUCGUUCAUACGGAGUCUCCCCGCAUAUAUGCGGGCCAGUCCAUUCACGCACAUUGAACAGACUUACGACGAAUACGAAGCUUGCUCGCCAGAACAACUGGAAAUCCUAAAAAAGAGAAUAGAAGAGAAGAAAAAGAGAGAAAAGGUUGAUUUCGAUGUAACCGAAAUAAAUCCUCUGCUAUCCUGGACGCCCAGUCUAGAUGGAGUAGCUGUGCAGACAUCAGACAUAUCAAUGUCGUUACCACCCUGCACCUGUCGAGUACCAAGUCCAUCACCAGUGUCUAGCACACAACACGUCUUUACUGUGGCAGAUUUGAUUCCCGUUAAACAAAAAGUUAACGAAAUCGAUGCGGAAUGUUUCUUCGAUGAUAGCAUUGAAUUUAAUCGAUUCAAAGUUAUUGGACGAGAUGAGAGUAGAGAAAAUACGUAUGAUAAGGUUAAGAAUUCUACCCGAAAUAGAUUGCAUGAGAUCAAAAACAUAUUAAAACAACACCCAAGCCUGUACGACAUAUUUCAAGCAAAUAUUCGUUGUUGA
Vanessa atalanta (red admiral) is the source of this 2146-nucleotide messenger RNA. RefSeq lists its product as uncharacterized. NCBI's taxonomy places the organism in Eukaryota, Metazoa, Arthropoda, Insecta, Lepidoptera, Nymphalidae. The record is from RefSeq and is a predicted model, not a curated record. The transcript is spliced from 18 exons. Bases 59 to 2146 code for a protein of 695 amino acids.